This is a messenger RNA of Myodes glareolus (Bank vole), 1354 nucleotides long. Lineage: Eukaryota; Metazoa; Chordata; Mammalia; Rodentia; Cricetidae. The record is from RefSeq and is a predicted model, not a curated record.
AUGGCAGCAUUUACGUACACACAGUGGUUGAGUCAGUGGAUCAGCAAUGCCGUCAGAGACGAAGGGACCGUGGCAGGCCCAUGGGACCUUGUAUUCAGAAGCGCCGGCCCGGAAGUCGGAGUGGAGGGCGCGAGGCGGGAGGUUGGCGGGGCCGCGCAGCGCCGGGCCCAAGGCGUUGGAGCACAGGACCGCCCGGGAGGGGGUCCGUGCUUUGGGGGUCGGCAGCAAGAAAUAGAAGAGAAACUCAUUGAGGAAGAAACAGCACGAAGAGUAGAAGAAUUGGUAGCAAAGAGGGUGGAAGAAGAACUGGAGAAAAGGAAGGAUGAGAUUGAGCGAGAAGUCCUCCGAAGGGUGGAAGAGGCCAAACGCAUCAUGGAAAAGCAGUUGCUCGAAGAACUCGAGCGACAGAGACAAGCUGAGCUUGCAGCACAAAAAGCUAGAGAGGAGGAAGAACGAGCAAAGCGUGAGGAGCUGGAGCGGAUAUUAGAAGAAAAUAACCGGAAAAUCGCAGAAGCACAGGCCAAACUGGCUGAAGAACAGUUGAGAAUUGUUGAAGAACAAAGAAAGAUUCAUGAGGAAAGGAUGAAACUAGAACAAGAACGACAACGUCAACAAAAAGAAGAACAAAAAAUUAUCCUGGGCAAGGGGAAGUCCAGGCCAAAACUGUCCUUCUCAUUAAAAACCCAGGACUGAACGGCAAACUCUGAACUUUUUACAAAGAAAAAUGAAAAAAACUUCGUAUUGUAGCUUCAUGUUGAAGUGGUUUUUUGUUUUUGUUUGUUUAUUUUUUUUUAAUUGGAGAAUCUGGAAAGUUAGCUUGUUCUAAUAGGGGCUAUGCUCUGCAAUCCCUUUAUUUUCCCUCUUUCCUCUAUUACGUCAAAUCCUUAUCAGAUCAUUGCUGUUUUUUAGAAGUGGUGUAUUUUUCACCUGUUGGGAUUCUGUACUGAUUGGUGGUCUGCCGUCGAGCAGGUCACGUGGUGACUAGCUGGUCUGGUAAGGUGUUCACUGACCACUGACUUCGGGGUUAUACUCUGUUUACUACGUCCUAAUGCUGGUGUUGCUGACUUUUUGUUUUUUUAUACAUUUAUAAAAAAAGAAAAAGUUGGUAAUUGCAUUACAAAAUUCCCAGGGUUGUGCUGGACCUGUGUGGUGUGUUACAGCAGUGUCCUUGUGAUGCUGUGGCUCUUGGUGUUCCCGAUAACAGGUAAGGAUAACAGUUGGUCACCUGCUACAGAAGCACCUGCAGUGCAGUAUUGUCUCUGUUGGACUUUUGUUUCUUUCAUUGACGAAAUCAAACCAGCAUUCCCCACUGUAAAUAAAUGAUUUUGCUGAAUAAAGUAAAGUCUUAAAUUCA